This is a messenger RNA of Perognathus longimembris pacificus (Pacific pocket mouse), 168 nucleotides long. RefSeq names its product mitochondrial import receptor subunit TOM7 homolog. NCBI's taxonomy places the organism in Eukaryota, Metazoa, Chordata, Mammalia, Rodentia, Heteromyidae. The record is from RefSeq and is a predicted model, not a curated record. Gene Ontology annotation, cellular component: mitochondrial outer membrane translocase complex. The transcript has a single exon. The coding region runs from base 1 to 168 and encodes 55 amino acids. Gene Ontology annotation, biological process: protein import into mitochondrial matrix.
AUGGUGAUGAUGAGCAAAGAGGCCAGGCAGAGGCUGCAGCAGCAUUUCAAGAACAGCCAGUUCACCAUCUACCGGGGCUUUAUCCCUCUUGUCAUUUACCUUGGAUUUAAGAGGGGCGCAGAUCCCAGAAUGCCUGAACCAACAGUUUUAAUCCUAUCUUGGGGAUGA